Molecule: messenger RNA, 1542 nt
Organism: Penicillium odoratum
Lineage: Eukaryota; Fungi; Ascomycota; Eurotiomycetes; Eurotiales; Aspergillaceae
Gene: irs4
Product: protein irs4
Exons: 1
Coding region: 1-1542 (513 amino acids)
Molecular function (GO): protein binding
Source: RefSeq, a predicted model, not a curated record
AUGAACGACCAGCGGUUGGCUCCGGCUUUCCGAAAGAAUGACUCGGCACGAUUAGGUGCAGCGAUCGCCUUUCAACAAUCCCGCCCACCAUCCAAUGUGAAAUUCCAAUCGUCCGCUGCCACUGCAGCUGUCUUCGCCAGCCGAAUGAAUCGUCAUGAGACUCAGAGAGAUGAGUCUGAGGGCCCAGAAAUCGGGUCUGUGAAGGACAAGAUUGAAAGGUUUGGGAGUAACUCCCUUGCUCCCCCGACCUUCCCGAGCACCCAGGGACGAUCACGAACACCCUCAUUAUCGAGAUCGCCAGCUCCGAAGUCACCAGCACGAAGUCCAGGCCCAGAAAAAGUCGCUGCACAUUUAGCGGCUGCCCGUCUCGCGGCAGAAAAAUCCCCGGGGCGAAAACAGGAGCCGCCAAUCGAUGCUGCCCGAAUUGGUGCCGUCCGCAGUGCGAGCAGAGCACAAUCCCAACAACCUCAACCACAACCGCGGUCGACACCAGUUCGUCAUGAGCUACGCUCUCCUCUUCCAGUUCGGCCAACCCUCCCGGCUGAUAAUUCGGUAGAUCGAAUGAUCAAUAAUGCCAUCGACCAAGAUCCUAGCAAUGGACGGCCUCCGUCCGUCCGAUCUCACACUGGCACUGUGCGCAGCCAGGCAACAAGUCCUCAACCCUCCGUCUCCUCUCGAAUAUCUAUAGUACUUCCAGAUGAAGUGAAGCCAAAAAUCCCCCCACUUCCCUCGCGAUCUACGGCCUCUUCUCGGGCUUCAAUACCAAAAACGCUUCAUACACCGAGCCCGUUACGACCGACACCAAGCAUGGUAUCGAUAUCGGGUUUAUCACACAACAGCAGCUCCAGUGGCCAAGAUGAAACAGGUGUGAUGAAUGAGGAGGCUCUAUCCAAUGCCAUUGUCGCCUCUUCCCUAGCAUCCGCUCGCGCCUCCCCCAUGCCAAAGGCUCCCCCUCCGCCCCCACGCCGACGUCGGGCUCGGUCGCUUCUCGCAUUGACACAUUCGCCCAAGAGUGACCUAUCAAGAACUCCAAGUCCACCAAAAGGUAUGCCUAUGACUCUACGCGGCAUACCCAAGGACGGCGAAGCCGACCCUAACCGGCGACAUAAAAAGCAUCUUCUCCAUAAACACCCCCACAAGCACCACGAAGGAGAUCGAAAACGAUGGCGACGGGAAGUGACGGAAAAGGAGCGCAAGCGCUACGAAGGUGUUUGGGCCUCCAAUAAGGGGCUACUCAUUCCACCUGAACUCAAGCUGAGUGGGACCGAGAAAUGGCCUCCACCCUCGGAGAUGGUGUUGAACCUUGUGGUGCGGGAGAUCUGGUCCCGCAGCCGUCUGCCAUCCGCGGUGCUGGAACAAGUGUGGACCCUUGUAGAUCAUCAGAAAAUCGGACUUUUGACAAAAGAUGAAUUUGUCGUGGGAAUGUGGUUGAUUGAUCAACAAUUAAAGGGACGUAAACUACCAGUCAAUGUUCCGGAUAGUGUUUGGGAUAGUGUACGGUAUGUGACGGGCAUCAAGCUCUCGUCUAUUGGAAAGGGCUAG